ACCAGGAAGUAUAGCCGUAACCAAGAGAGAACGCUUCGCUUUAUUCAUUACCGUUACUGUUUUGUUGUCGAGCCCGCUGUUAUUAUCUGCUUUCUCAAAAAAAAAUUACAGUUUUAACUUACAUAUUUCGUAUUUAAAUUUAAAAGAGACACGCGUCAGUGCAGUAAAGUCAAACAUCGAUGGCUUUACCGACGCUUUCGGCGCGCUGGCCGGGUCGAGUGCGCGCUCUGGAGAGGCAGCUGGUUCGGCAGAGGGAGCAGGAGGCGCGUUGGAGGCAGCAGUGGGAGCAUCACUCUCAGUACUUCAGAGAUCAGGAGGUCCGGAGCAGUAAACAAGCCCACUGGACUUCAAGGCAGUCCUUCCAGCGCAGUAUGUCAGCGUUUCAGAGGGAGCGGAUGAAGGAGGAGAAGCAGCGGAACCUGCAGGAGCGCAGGGAGCAUCUGAGGACGAUGCUUGAUGAGGAGAGAGACCAGCUGGAGGCCGAGCUCAAAAAUGUGCUUCCAGACAGAACCACAGUGACCAGACAGCUGGUGGAAAAAACAGACGCCCUCCGGUCCGCAAGGGAAGAAAGGAGGAAAAACUUGGCACAGGAGCUGCUGAGGGAACACUGGAAGCAGAAUAACUCUGAACUAAGGAAGGCUGAGUCAGGUUUGCACAAAGAUCAUGUUGUGAGCCAGUGGAGAGUCCAACAGCAGGAAAAAAAACAGGCUGAGGAGAAAGCUCAGGAGGAGAAACGUCGUGAGGAGAACGAGUAUGAGAAAGUCAGACGGGAGGCUUUGGAAAGAAUGAGGAAUGAGGAGGAGAGGAGAAAGCAAGAGGAGAUGAAGCGUGCUGAAGACCUCCGUAAACAGAUGGAAGAGCUUAAACUACAGGAACAGGAAGCUGAACGUCUUAAACAGGAACAGGAGGCUUUGAUGUCUCAAUGCUGGGAGCUUGAGAGGCUUGAGGAUGAACGGAGGAGGAUGGAGGAGACCAGGAGGAAAACUGAGUUUGGGCAUUUUUUGACACGACAAUACCGCGCACAGCUGAAAAGAAGAGCACAGCAGGUGCAGGAGGAACUAGAGGCAGACCGUAAGAUCCUUGCAGCGCUGCUGGAAGGGGAGAUGGAGGAGGAGAAGCUAGAGAAAGCCAGGAGAGAGAGAGCCGUUGCUGACACCGCAUGGAUGAAGCGAGUCAUAGAGGAGCAGCUCCAUUUGGAGAAGCAGAGGGAGGCAGAAUUCGAUAUUUUGUAUCGAGAGGAGGCUCAGCGUGUUUGGGAAAAGAGAGAGGCAGAGUGGGAGAAAGAGAAGAGGGCCAGAGAGAGACUCAUGCGGGAGGUCCUGGCUGGACGUCAGCAGCAGCUGGAGGAACAAAUGCAUGAGAACCGACUGGCAAGGGAGGAGUCUCUUCGGAGGAGAGAGGAGCUCCUCCAACAGCUGGAGCAAGAGAGACUCACCCUGCGCCAGGAGAGGGAGGAGCAGGAGGGAGCGCGCACGGCACGCAUGCAAGAGAUCAAUGCACAGGUGGAGCAGAAGCACAAGGAACGGUGGGAAGAGCAACAGAGACAGGAGCAAGAAGCGGAGCGGGAGAAGGAGGAGCUUAGGAUGCAGGAGGAGGAGCUUCAUCUUGAAACUGAGAGAAUCAUUCGACAGGGUUAUAAGGAGAGGAUUCACACCAGACCCCGGUCAGCAUGGACUUGAGAGCACUUUAGACAGGAAGUAAUAACUUGUGCCAUGUUUUUUAUUAUGAGCUCAGAGUGUCUUCUGGACAUCUGGCUCUGUUUUGAAAACCCUCAUGUCCAUCUUAAUCGUGGCCAUUUCGGAUAAGAAUCAGAAUUGGUUUAGGGCUUGCCCCAUUCAGACAUGCUAUUUAUAUGGCCCAUGAAUUGUUUAUAAUUAAUUAAUUGUUUAUGAUUAUUCAUUAAACGUAAUGUGUAAAAGUGAGUACGUUUUUACAUUUUAUUGCACCAGUGCUGAGGUUUUUAUAUAUUAUAGGUUUGUUUUUAUAGAAUAAUUACAAUGUUUAUUAAUAUAUACAAUGAACUUUGCAUAUAUUGUCUACUGAAUUCUUAUGAAGAAAUAAACAUCAUUAUUAGAUACAAAACAUAAAACCCAUUUCACACCCUAUAUAGUGCCAAAUAUACUGUAAGUAACACAUGAGUCCAGU
Molecule: messenger RNA, 2145 nt
Organism: Paramisgurnus dabryanus
Lineage: Eukaryota; Metazoa; Chordata; Actinopteri; Cypriniformes; Cobitidae
Gene: tchp
Product: trichoplein, keratin filament binding
Biological process (GO): apoptotic process
Cellular component (GO): keratin filament
Source: RefSeq, a predicted model, not a curated record